This is a messenger RNA of Kwoniella botswanensis, 660 nucleotides long. RefSeq lists its product as uncharacterized. Gene Ontology annotation, molecular function: protein kinase activator activity. Gene Ontology annotation, cellular component: nucleus; cytoplasm. The transcript is spliced from 10 exons. The record is from RefSeq and is a predicted model, not a curated record. Lineage: Eukaryota; Fungi; Basidiomycota; Tremellomycetes; Tremellales; Cryptococcaceae. Gene Ontology annotation, biological process: signal transduction; cell division; positive regulation of protein phosphorylation. Bases 1 to 660 code for a protein of 219 amino acids.
AUGUCCACUUUAUUCAACCUGAAAGGUAAUCAAUCCCGAACUUUCAAACCUAAGAAAGUACCAGAGGGGACGAAGCAGUGGCAAUUGAAGCAAUAUGCUCAACAGACUUUGGGCUCAGGCAACCUCCGAACAGCAGUGCAAUUACCAGAAGGUGAAGACUUGCAAGAAUGGAUAGCUGUUCAUGUGGUCGAUUUCUUCAAUCACGUUAAUAUGUUGUACGGUACCAUAUCUGAAUUCUGCACACCUACCGAGUGCCCGAUCAUGAAUGCUGGUCCAAAGUACGAAUAUUUCUGGGAAGAUGGGGAGAAUUAUAAAAAACCGACUCAUCUUUCCGCACCAGCAUACGUCGAAGCGUUGAUGACAUGGACUCAAUCGAUUUUAGAUGAUGAGAAACAUUUCCCUCAACAGAUUGGGAAAAGGUUCCCACCAACUUUUAUGAACACUGCCAAAACCAUCUUGAGGAGACUGUUCAGGGUGUAUGCACAUAUCUAUCAUAGUCAUUUCGAUCAGGUUUGCGCUUUGGGUAUUGAAGCUCACUUGAAUACGAACUAUAGACAUUUCUUAUUAUUUGUUGAUGAGUUCCAACUUCUCUCUGAAAAAGAUUUGAUACCAUUGGAGGAGUUCAAUAAGACAAUUUUGGAUGAAACUGGACGUCGUUAG